AUGUCUAACGAAUUGGACCAAUGGAUAGAGAAGGUAAAGAAGUGUGAUUACCUUCCUGAGCAAGAUUUAAAGAAAUUGUGCAACAUGGUGAAAUCUAUUCUUAUUGAAGAGUCUAACGUUCAACCUGUUUCUUCUCCUGUUACAGUUUGUGGUGAUAUUCACGGCCAAUUUCAUGAUUUGUUAGAGUUGUUCAAAACUGGUGGAGAGUUACCAGACACUAGAUAUAUAUUUAUGGGAGACUUUGUUGAUAGAGGAUACAACAGCUUGGAGACGUUGACCUAUUUAAUGCUUUUGAAAGCAAGAUAUCCAGAACGAAUGACUCUGUUGCGUGGUAAUCACGAAUCUCGCCAAAUUACUCAAAUCUAUGGUUUCUAUGAUGAGUGUCAACGUAAAUACGGUAACGCUAAUGCUUGGAAAUAUUGUUGUGAAGUUUUUGAUUGUUUCAACGUUGCUGCUAUCAUUGAUGGAAAGAUUUUGUGCGUACAUGGCGGUUUGUCUCCUGAUAUUCGUACACUUGACCAAAUGAGAACAAUUGAUCGUAGACAAGAAAUCCCUCAUGAAGGUCCAUUUUGUGAUGUCAUGUGGUCAGAUCCAGAGAAUAUUGAAACAUGGGCUGUUUCCCCUCGUGGAGCUGGCUGGUUGUUCGGAAGUAGAGUCACAAGCGAGUUUAACCAUUUGAACAAUCUUGAAUUGAUUUGCCGUGCUCACCAACUUGUUCAAGAAGGAUACAAGUAUCAUUUCCCUGAGCAAAACCUAGUUACUGUUUGGUCAGCUCCAAAUUACUGCUAUCGUUGUGGUAAUAUGGCUAGCAUUUUGGCGUUUGAUGAGAAUUUGGGCAGAGAGUUCAAGAGCUUUAAGGAAGUUCCAAUUGACCACAAUAUCCAACCAUCCAAUAAGGCUAUGUACUUCUUGUAA
Molecule: messenger RNA, 915 nt
Organism: Naegleria lovaniensis
Lineage: Eukaryota; Heterolobosea; Eutetramitea; Acrasida; Naegleriidae
Exons: 1
Coding region: 1-915 (304 amino acids)
Biological process (GO): peptidyl-serine dephosphorylation
Cellular component (GO): cytoplasm
Molecular function (GO): protein serine/threonine phosphatase activity
Source: RefSeq, a predicted model, not a curated record